Messenger RNA from Penicillium angulare, 2019 nucleotides. RefSeq names its product H(+)-transporting V1 sector ATPase subunit A. The coding region runs from base 1 to 2019 and encodes 672 amino acids. The transcript has 4 exons. Gene Ontology annotation, biological process: proton transmembrane transport; ATP metabolic process. Gene Ontology annotation, molecular function: proton-transporting ATPase activity, rotational mechanism; ATP hydrolysis activity; ATP binding. Gene Ontology annotation, cellular component: proton-transporting V-type ATPase, V1 domain; fungal-type vacuole membrane. The record is from RefSeq and is a predicted model, not a curated record. NCBI's taxonomy places the organism in Eukaryota, Fungi, Ascomycota, Eurotiomycetes, Eurotiales, Aspergillaceae.
AUGUUAGGUCUGGGGAGCCUUCGAUUGAAAAGCCGGCCAUCCUUGCUCACGCUGAUUAGAGGACGCGAGCUUGAGCGUGCGCCAACAUCUCCACCGCCUGAGCUGCCACCGCUUCCAGACUCGCCCGCUCCAACCAUCUCGACCACGACUACGACCACGACCACCUCCGUCUCUCCCGUUUCCUCCCCUUCAGUUACUACCACGACUUCUACGAUGGCUUCGGACGACACUCAUGAGCAUGGCUCGAUUUUCUCGGUCUCUGGACCUGUCGUCGUGGCCGAACAAAUGAUCGGUUGUGCCAUGUACGAGUUGUGUCACGUUGGAAAUGAUUUACUUGUUGGUGAAGUUAUUCGAAUUGACGGAGAUAAAGCUACAAUUCAGGUUUAUGAGGAAACUGCUGGUUUGAAAGUUGGUGAUCCCGUUACUCGAACGGGCAAGCCCCUCUCCGUCGAGCUUGGUCCCGGUUUGAUGGAAACUAUUUACGAUGGAAUUCAACGACCCCUCCGCGCCAUCUCCGAUAAGUCCGGAAGUAUCUACAUUCCUCGCGGUAUUUCUGUCAAUGCGCUGGACCGUGAGAAGAAGUGGGAUUACAAGCCCGCUGGCUUCAAGGUUGGCGACCACAUUACUGGUGGUGAUAUCUGGGGUACUGUCUUUGAGAACAGUCUGGUGAAUGACCACAAGAUUCUCCUGCCCCCACGUGCUCGUGGUACUAUUACAAAGAUUUCUCCUGCUGGUAGCUUCACCGUUGAGGAGAAGCUGCUUGAGGUUGAAUUCGAGGGAAAGAAGACCGAGUAUGGAAUGAUGCAGACUUGGCCCGUUCGUGCGCCUCGCCCCGUUAGCGACAGACUGUCUGCCGACGCACCUUUUAUUGUUGGCCAGCGUGUGCUGGAUGCUCUUUUCCCCAGUGUUCAGGGUGGUACUGUCUGUAUUCCUGGUGCUUUCGGAUGUGGUAAGACUGUCAUUUCUCAGUCUGUGUCCAAGUUCUCCAACAGUGAUAUCAUUGUUUAUGUUGGUUGCGGUGAGCGUGGUAACGAGAUGGCUGAAGUUUUGAUGGAUUUCCCCGAGCUCUCUAUUAACGUUGAAGGUCGCGAAGAGCCUAUUAUGAAGCGUACUUGUCUGAUCGCCAACACCUCCAACAUGCCCGUCGCUGCCCGUGAAGCUUCCAUUUAUACCGGUAUUACCAUCGCCGAGUACUUCCGUGACCAGGGUAAGGACGUCGCCAUGAUGGCUGAUUCCAGUUCCCGUUGGGCCGAGGCUCUGCGUGAGAUUUCAGGUCGUCUGGGUGAGAUGCCUGCUGACCAGGGUUUCCCUGCCUACCUUGGUGCUAAGCUGGCUUCCUUCUACGAGCGUGCUGGUAAGUCCAGUGCUCUCGGUAGCCCUGAGCGUGAGGGAAGUGUCAGCAUCGUAGGUGCUGUCUCCCCUCCUGGAGGUGAUUUCUCCGAUCCCGUCACCAGCAGUACCCUGGGUAUUGUCCAGGUCUUCUGGGGUCUUGAUAAGAAGCUUGCUCAACGUAAGCACUUCCCCUCUGUCAACACUUCCAUCUCCUACAGCAAGUACAACUCCGUCCUGGACAAGUACUACGAGAAGCACAACCCCGAAUUCCCUCGUCUGCGUGACCACAUUCGUGAACUGUUGUCCAAGUCCGAGGAUCUUGACCAGGUCGUGCAACUGGUCGGUAAGGCCGCUCUCGGUGACUCCGACAAGAUUAUUCUGGAUGUUGCUGCUAUGGUUAAGGAGGAUUUCCUCCAGCAGAACGGUUACAGUGACUACGAUCAGUUCUGCCCCCUGUGGAAGACUGAGUAUAUGAUGAAGGCAUUCAUGGGCUUCCACGACGAGGCUCAGAAGGCUAUUGCCCAGGGCCAGCAAUGGAGCAAGGUACGCGAGGCCACAAAGGAUAUCCAAAGCUCACUGCGAAGCAUGAAGUUCGAGGUGCCGAAGGACGAGCAGGAGGUUUCCGCCAAGUACGAGAAGAUCCUGCAGUCUAUGUCGGACCGAUUUGCUUCUGUCUCGGACGAGUAA